GCGGUGGAAAAAGCACCCGGUGCUCACCGACAUCGUCACAGAACGACUGGCCGUGCAGCCGUUCGGAAGACAUGCGCUCUGGUAGUGUCCAGGCGCUGAGCAAGGGUCGGGGCAGCAUGGGUCUGUGGAAGGCAACCGUCUUCCUACUGGUCAUUGUUGUGACCACAUCAACUGGCCAAACUUGUGACCGGGAUAUUCCUUUUGACUACAAUGGCGUAUAUGUGACAUACAGCUCCGCCACUUCAAUACCAAUCAAUGGUUCAGAGUGGUGCCCUGAUACUUCCAAAGACAAUGCGCCGUACAUAGAGUUCCGGUUUGAGCCAGAGGGACAAACAGCUGUGAGUAAAAUCAUCACGACAACCAAAGACAAGUACAACACCGUGGGGUAUGCUGCCACCUACAACAUCUUCCUGAGUUAUCCCCCGAACGUCAAGUUGAACGGAACUCUCCUAGGACGCAAGAACGUAAGCGCUGUUCGUGUUGGGGAAAGCGGGAACAUCACAACAUACUUCAUAGUGUUCAAUGCAUCAGUCCCCUUCAAAACGGUGAGAAUUGAACCCAUAUCAUCUGUAGACGCCACAGGCGGCAAGUGUAUGAGCAUCUAUUUCCAAGGCUGUAACACAUCAGAGCUGUGUACCACAGCAUGCCAGAAUGGUGGGACUUGCGUGGGACAAAACCUCUGUGAAUGUCGCGAGGGUUUCUUUGGAACAAGCUGCUCACUGACAACCGACGAUGUUCGCCAGUCACCAUUAGGUUCGAGGCUCCAUCUUGUUAGCCAUGACGACAGAAACUUUGUCUUCAACAAGGCUACGUUCAUCAGCUCCGUCAGCACAGGUGUGUCAGUCAAUCUCAGUCGUAUCGACCUCAACGGGUUCGGCGCCUACCUGUGGGCCAAGAAAGCUGACCUCGACAAACCGUUCGACUGCCUGACGAACAUCGAUCUCUACUCGGCCUUCACCAUGCUCUUCAGGUUCAGGGUGAACAGUUUCAACAUGGAUCGCCCUUCCGUAAUCCUGGCCACCAAUGCCUUCAGUAAAACUAAGGGAGUCAACAUCUUCAUUCAGAAUGACAACGGAGUCAACAGUCUUAACGUUACGUUCAGACGCUUGAACAGACAAUGGACUGCCAUCGCCAGCACAGAGGCUCUGCAAACGACCGGACAAUGGGUGGAUGUAAACAUUAGGUGGGAAAACUCAUUUGGCCUCGAACUCGUUCUAAACGGAAAAGACAUCGGGCGGGCGUUAGUGAGCACUUCCAGCAACAACGAGGAGGCAGCUUACCUAUGUUUGGGUUACCCUAGCUACGGGUAUGAGAGUUAUGACAACAACAUCAACAUCCGGGAUCUGACGAUCAUCCCAACCGUCAGCAGUCAGAUUCGUCCAAGUAUCGAAGCUGGUGCAUCGACCCUCAGAAUUGAAGUGGCCAACGGCACCGUUUCCAGCCAACAGCUCGGUCCUUCGCUGAGAGUGUUUUCUUCAUCCGGCUUCUCGAGCACAGGCACGGAGAUCCGUCUUAAAGGUUCCAAUGUCUAUCUGACCACCAACAAACCCACGCCGUUCUUCGACCUUCUCCUCGACCCUUCCAGGUACCAGACCUUCACGGGGUCCUAUAUCUUCUCCGUCGACAACGUCAACGUCGUCAACUACAUCAUCGACACCGGCAAUUACACUGGCGUUACUAUGUAUCUGAGUGCCAACCUGGAACUGGUGGUGGAACUGAAAUGGGUUCUCAUGCAGCAUCGCGUGACGUAUCGCUUCUCCCAGAUAGACAUUCCACGACUGACUGGCUCAGGUGUCCCGGUGGAGUGGUCUUACGAUGGCAGUGUUUGCAGACUGUAUAUUGACAAUAGCCUUAAGGCAGUCUCCAACAGCCCUGUAACGACCUACACCCUAAACCCUGCAACCACCCUGUAUCUUGGUUUCCCCUCCAGCACCUACAAUGAAAGCGCACUGCUCGUGGGGCUGACAAUCCGAGACUGGAAAAUGUGGUUAUAUUCUUCGUUUUUCGUUCACCUGCCAGACAUUUUUGACGAGGAAGUCCAGGCCGUUGGGGGAUCUGAUGUCGGGAACAAUUCUGACGAUCAAAGUUUAAAAGGCCAAGCAUGUGAUCGCGAGAUUCCUUUCAGCUACACUGGAGGAUUUGUCACAUACAGUUCCUACUCGUCUGUCUCGAGUUACAAUGGUUCAGAGUGGUGCCCGGACACUUCCAAAGACAAUGCGCCGUACAUAGAGUUCCGGUUUGAGCCAGAGGGACAAACAGCUGUGAGUAAAAUCAUCACGACAACCAAAGACAAGUACAACACCGUGGGGUAUGCUGCCACCUACAACAUCUUCCUGAGUUAUCCCCCGAACGUCAAGUUGAACGGAACUCUCCUAGGACGCAAGAACGUAAGCGCUGUUCGUGUUGGGGAAAGCGGGAACAUCACAACAUACUACCUAGUGUUCAAUGCAUCAGUCCCGUUCGAAACGGUGAGAAUUGAACCCAUAUCAUCUGUAGACGCCACAGGCGGCAAGUGUAUGAGCAUCUAUUUCCAAGGCUGUAACACAUCAGAGCUGUGUACCACAGCAUGCCAGAAUGGUGGGACUUGCGUGGGACAAAACCUCUGUGAAUGUCGCGAGGGUUUCUUUGGAACAAACUGCUCACUGACAACUGAUGAUGUUCGCCAGUCACCAAUAGGUUCGAGGCUCCGUCUUGUUAACGUCAGCAGCACAAACUUUGUCUUCAAUAAGGCCAAAUUCACCAGCUCCGUCAGGACAGGUGUGUCAGUCAAUCUCAGUCGUAUUGACCUAAACGGGUUCGGCGCCUACCUGUGGGCCAAGAAAGCUGACCUUGACAAACCGUUCGACUGCCUGACGAACAUCGAUCUCUACUCGGCCUUCACCAUGCUCUUCAGGUUCCGGGUGAACAGUUUCAACAGGGAUCGCCCUUCCGUAAUCCUGGCCACCAAUGCCUUCAGUAAAACUAAGGGAGUCAACAUCUUCAUUCAGAAUGACAACGGAGUCAACAGUCUUAACGUUACGUUCAGACGCUUGAACAGACAAUGGACUGCCAUCGCCAGCACAGAGGCUCUGCAAACGACCGGACAAUGGGUGGAUGCAAACAUUAGGUGGGAAAACUCAUUUGGCCUCGAACUCGUUCUAAACGGAAAAGACAUCGGGCGGGCGUUAGUGAGCACUUCCAGCAACAACGAGGAGGCAGCUUACCUAUGUUUGGGUUACCCUAGCUUCGGGUAUGAGAGUUAUGACAACAACAUCAAUAUCCGGGAUCUGACGAUCAUCCCAACCGUCAGCAGUCAAAUUCGUCCAAGUAUCGAAGCUGGUGCAUCGACCCUCAGAAUUGAAGUGGCCAACGGCACCGUUUCCAGCCAACAGCUCGGUCCUUCGCUGAGAGUGUUUUCUUCAUCCGGCUUCUCGAGCACAGGCACGGAGAUCCGCCUUAAAGGUUUUAAUGUCUAUCUGACCACCAACAACCCCGCACAUUUCUUCGACCUUCUCCUCGACCCUUCCAAGUAUCAGACCUUCACUGCGUCCUGUAUCUUCUCCGUCGACAACGUCAACGUCGUCAACUACAUCAUCGACACCGGCAAUUACACUGGCGUUACUAUGUAUCUGAGUGCCAACCUGGAACUGGUGGUGGAACUGAAAUGGGUCCUCAUGCAGUAUCGUGUGACGUAUCGCUUCUCCCAGAUAGACAUUCCACGACUGACUGGCUCAGGAGUCAAGAUUGGGUGGUCUUUCGUUGACAGAGGUUUCCGACUGUAUAUUGACGACAGCCUCAAAGCAGUCUCCAACAGCCCUGUAACGACCUACACCCUAAGCCUUGCAACCACCCUGUAUCUUGGUUUCCCCUCCAGCACCUACAAUGAAAGUGCACUGCUCGUGGGGCUGACAAUCCGAGACUGGAAAAUGUGGUUAUAUUCUCCGUUUUUUGUUCACCUGCCAGACAUACUUGAUGAAGAAGUCCAGGCUCCUGAAGACGGACCAGACGAGGAAGUCGUGACUGAUGAUCUCGGAAGUAGUGUGGAUGCUCGAAGCUGUUCUGGAGUGAUUACCAGGCGACAGGACCAGGUCUUCCAUCUUCUCUUCUCAGCUUUGCAAGCCGACACGCCUGAGAGAACUCCGGUUUGUAGAAAUCUCUCCAUCUACCUGGCCCGAACUCAAGAAAUUCUGACUUCUUGUUGGCGAGCAGCAGAGGCUGGCAACGACUCCAUCUCAGAAGCCUCUUUCUUGCAUUACUCGCAGAGAAGUCUGGCUGAGGCUUUCUCCACAAUCCUCACUGUGAUUUGUGAUGGAAGUCUUCCCCGAGAAUCGUCAGAAAAAUGCGAUCUGACGGGCAUCAAAGCAGUCUUGACAAGCUUCUUCUCAGCAUCUCUGCGGAUUGGACAAGGAGAACAAGAGUGCAGUCUCCUGUGGACCGAGCGAGAACGUCUUGCAGCGCUCACCAGCUCUUGUGGUGCUACGACUAAAGCUGUGCUGGGUGAGCUGAGCUCACAGACAGUGUCCAUGGUGGAGAUCGCAUGUAGUCACCCGACCUGUAGCAUCGACUACGCUCAGCUGUGCGUCAGUGCUGCUGAAGAGGCUUUGACCUCCGUCACUGGACCCAGAGCUUCCGGUGACGUCUGCAUGGACGUAAAGUUUUCUCUCGCGUGCAUCACCAACCACACCGUGGACUGCAGCGGCGUGCAGUACCUCAGGUUGUCGGAGCAGACGCGUAGUCUGUACGCCCGUUACCGCGACGUUUGUGGUGUGAACGACUCAUCUGAACAAGACCACCAGCGCCUCAGUGUGCAGCACGGCCAGUGGCUCAUCCAGGCCGCAGCAGUCAACAGACUCCUCCCUAACUCAUUAUUUUGCAGUUUGAGGUAUAGACAAGAAUGGACUGGACAAGGUGCACAACUGUCUUUGUCUCCUCUUGCAUACCCAUACUUCGAGAACAUCUGCAACGAUAUAUCAGCCACUAGCCGCUGCAAUCUGACUGCAUGUGCUGCCACACCUUGCGGAAGUCUCUCGCGAAACUGUCUGGCACAAAACAGCAGCAGCUGCGCCGGCUUGAAUGGCUUCGAAAGCCUUUUGUCUCUGCAAAAGGACCAGGACAGGAAGUGUGGAAAUGCAUCCAGCGCCUCGUUGCUCGUUUCCACGGGGCGACCAGCCCUUGACGCCGUCCUGCUGAGCUUCCGUCGCGCGGACUACCAGGGCAUCAAAGAUCUCUGCCAGUGGCUUCCCCGACUGCGAAACUCCUUGGCCACCAUACAAGGCGACGAUGUCAUUCUUGAACAGGCCAUUAGCUUCAGCUCUGCCUUGGCGCAAAGCAUAGAAAAUACAGUCUGCUCCAUCACAGCUCCACCAGAUAAUGAAACCAACUGCCCAGCAGCCCUAAAUUCCAUUGUAAUGGCAAUCGAAGCAUUCGAUCUUGUUGUGAAAAGUCCAUUUCUUGCACAGUCACGAAGAGAAGAGCUAUGCAGGUUGUCUCUCGUUUCUCGGAGCUCGUCAGGCUGUGGCACCUCAGCAGACGACUACGCCUGGUCGGUUCUGAGUGCCGCAGAAGACAUAAUAGACCAGGUGUGCCAGCGAGUGCCUCCACUUCCCACGUGCGACGUAAACAAAGCUAGAGACUCCCUACAAGAGCUUGUCAGCGCCUUUCUCCUUCCAACCGACUCAGCCUGCGCUGCGAUAGACAGAGUGGAGGUCGCCGUGAGGAGGGCAACAAUUGACUGCCCACUUCUGUUGGCCUGGCCCAUCACAAGCGUCAUGGGAAAAUUGCGAGAACUGGCCGAGAGCACCUGCUACAGGGGUCAGUGUGACCCUGCUGGCGCUGUCAUCUGCCUCAUCGAUGUCCAUCACAUGGCCAAGCUGCCCGUGCCUGACUGGGAAGGAGUGUGCUCAAUACUGAACCAGAGCGCCGUCUGUGCUAAACAGCGAGUGAGCGGGUGUGACAAGUGUCAGCGUGACACAGUGGACACCCUUGUGGCCAAAGUCAACCGGCAACUGGAGGACACGUGUCGUGCUCCCCCGGUGUCUCCGUGCAAAGCUGUGCAGGCUUAUAAAUGCAAAGACGUGCUAGCUAGCUUCAGGGUCUCCGGCACUGCUUCUAGCUCCAAUGACGGCCUUCUGUGCAUGCGAAUAUUCGAAGCGCGAAAGUGUGUGCAAAAGCUGACUGUGGAGUGCGACGACACGACGAAACUGGCCGUCAGCAUCGACCUGGAGGCUGUUGUCAAGGUGGUCAAUGGCGUCAAAUGCGAGGAAAAGGCCGUCAUCCCCAAGUGCCGUGCGGUGCUGGCGGAGCGAGUCAAGUCCAUCCUGUCCUACGACCCACUGGAUCCUGAAGACCCCUCGUACGAUCAGGUGAUUGCUGGAAAUAACACCGAAGAUCAGCAGCCAGAGACUGGCGAGGAACCCUUCGUCCCCACAUACCUCGGACGGCUGUGCCAAGACGCCCACUUGGCCUUCCAGUGCGUACAGGAGGGCUUGCAAGAGUUCCCCAUCGGCCCCAGCGAAGGCUUCUUCGAGAUCCUGAAUGCCUCUUGGACUUUGGCACUAACUCGCUGCAGAGCCACCACCAAACCUCUAAAGUGCUACACCUGCAAAGAAGGAAAGAGCAACGAAGGCUGUAAUGGUGAAGAGCAAGAACUUUGUCCACCCGACCGUCAGAUGUGCUACACUCGAGUUGUUCGGACCCCGGAGUAUCAGAACAUUACCAUCAGCAAGGGCUGCAUCGCUCCUUUAGACUGUCGCCCCGGCAGCGAUGGCACAUCACAAACAUUUUGUUGCGAGGGCGCUGAAUGUAAUCAGCCAGACAACGGCCCUUUGCCAGCCACAUGCAGUUUGUCGCGUGUUUCUGCAUGCCUGGAUGCACUGUCAGGAGCUGUGCUAGAGAGUAACAGCAUCAACUGCAGCCUGGUUGUACAACAAACAGCAUGUUUUGAAUAUGUGCAAAAAGAGUGCAAGUCAAAUGGAGUCACUGAAGUCUCACAGACCCUCUCUGCCUUGCUGAAUUCAUCCACUGUCCAAGAGUGCUUUGUGCAGAUGUCUGACAGUCGAUGUGGUCUGUAUGCUGCUACAGCGCUUAGCUCUUUGCUUGCUACAGCCAGUGAUGAUAUUCAAGAUUCAACACUAUGCCCAAUGUUAGUUGCUGUGGAUCGAGAGCUGAGACUUGCAACUCAUUCUGGAAAAUGUGAUAUGGAGGAAAUCAUUGCCAUAAACAGUUCUUAUGCACUCUUAAAAAGCCAACUGUGGGAUCGUAAAUGUGAGGGUGUAACAGAGAGUACUGGAGCUUGCCAACCACUUGCUGCUUUAGAUUAUCUCAUCCAGAACAUUGAUUUUGCUCUUCCUGAUUGCGGGAUGGAGGCAGCUUGGGAGCCCUUCAAUAACUUGACAGCUGGAUGUCAGCCUGUACAUUUACAGCUAAUAAAGCUGUAUGUCUCCACACUUCCUGCACAGUGUAAUGCAUCCAGUGUCCCAUCACUGCCAGUCGAUCCCUUAUUUCCUGAUGCCUGUCUCACGGACAUAUUCCCCAUGGCUCUGGCAAACAAUUUCUCAGCUGAGGAUAUGGAUCGCAUAAUACCAUGUCUAAUUCAGAACUGGCCUGUGGACUUUUAUAUGAACCUUCCUCCAUCUUACAGAGUUUACUCUGAACAGUCAAUAACCUUCAUUUUUGACUUCUUCGAUGGCAUUCGUAACUUGUUUGAUGGCAUCUUGAUAUCUUCUAAUGUUUCCGAGAGAUGCAAGAGUUCACAAGAAGAAGUAGCCAGACUGCAAGCAGUAGAAGUGCUUCAAAUGAUUUUCUUACCAUUUGCACCAGUCAGUGAAUCAAAUGCCUUCUGCAAAGUAACCAAAUCAUUUGAGGACAAGAUCAGCUUAUUACUGACACAGAAAUGCCAAGAUGAUGAAGUGCAGCUGCAGUCAAAACUCCUCACAUAUCUGCAAACAUAUCGUCUAAGUUUCUGUCCCGAUGAAGAACCAGCCCCUACUUGCUUGAAAUCCUCUGCACAAGAAUGUAUUGUAAGAUUUACAACCUUCAUGGUGACUGCCAAAAUAGACACCGAUGAAGUGUGCAGAGCAGUAAACCGAACUCUUCAGUGUGUAAGGUCAUACACAGCUCUCUGUAGUUCAGAGGAAAUUAAAAAUGUGAGCCGGGACAUGAUGAACAUUGCUGAGCUGUACUACACCUGCACUGGAGUCAAAGAAUUUGUUUGUGAGAACAGCAUCAUCCAGUCUUUCAAUACUUCAUCCAGCAUCACUAGCCUUGAUGGAUGUGGGACAGCAACAGGCACAUACUCCUGCUCGUUUGCGAGGCAAGCAGUGCGCUGUUAUAAGGACACCAUAACUGCCAUACCUGCAGUUUUGCAAAAUGCAGUAAGCCAUUUCAACACCAAAUAUCCUCUCCUACAAGAAUUUGGAAAGGAUUUCUGUGACUUGGACCUUGAAUUUUGGACAAUUGGUGACCAGUGCAUUAAACCAACAUGCAACAUUGACAUAGAUUCAUGCUUGACUGUUGAAAAUUCAACUGGCGAGACUGUGGACACGUCAAGACCAAGACAAUGCCUGAAUGAGCGUUUAGCUGGCUGUGAUGUCGUGUCCCGUUCCGAAGCUGUAUAUAAAAUAUGGCACGACAUCGAGAUCUUCACCAUGCAGUAUGGUCUGAACAUCACCUGGAGCAGCUGGAGCAGGGAUUCAGAUAUUAUGUCUACAAUGCUUAUUAUGAAAUACAUAAGCAAGUUAGAGAUUUCCCUGCGCAAUCCAAAGUGGAAUCUCCUGGAUAUCUGCUGGUAUUUUGAUGAUUUGAAAGGGAUACAGGAUGCUUUGGCUGAUCUUGACAGUUUUCUUCUCAAAUCAGUGCUUGAGCGCCCCAUCCGUGCCCUUGAACGUUCUCUAGCUUCAGGUUGCAAGGAUCAAGAUAUCCUUGGGGUGAUUCUCGAUCUUCCAGCCAAAGAAGAUGAAAGGUGUCCACAAGAACUGCAAGCUGAGUUGAUAUUUGCACUGGUACGGUCAGUUUUUGCUGGUUUUCAGCCAAUGGAUGCACGCGAACAACUUUGCGAGACUUUGGAAAGGCUGAGCUCAGUCAAUGUGACUGCAUGCUCACUGGGGUUCCAAAAACAAGUUGAGCUGCUGAAAAUUUUUAUUGGAAAUUUGGGUGAGAACAUGUGCUCCCCACCAUUUUACUGCAGCCUUGAGAAGGCUCAGCAGUGUGUAUCAGAAAUGGUAGCUGUUGUUCAGGGCAUUGGAACCUCAUCAUCAAAGAAUACAGUGUGCAGUUCCUUGAACACAUUUGACCAGUGUGUAGCACACGUCAGUUUCCAAUGUGAUAACAUCAUAGCAACAAAAAUUGAAUCAUCAGUAGCAAGUGUUAGAGAACUGGCAGUGAGCAUCUGUAGUGAGGAAGACCCAACUCCUUCACCUGAUACUUGCAAGGCAGAGAUAGAAGAUGGGUGCAAACAGGUAGAUGCCCGGAAAUGCAGCAGAAAGCAGAUGUUGGCUCUGAUGUCACCUCUCAUUGACAAUAGAAGACACUGCAGAGCUCUUGCAUACACAGAGGACUGCUAUAAUCGCAUGAGCAAGGCUUGCAAUAAGGGAAAUUCACAGUUCAAUGGAUUUUCAGUACGAUUUCCUCCAGCAGUAAUACAAGGUCUGCAAGAGCAAAGAAAGUGUAAGGAUCCACAGAUCUAUACCCCUGCUCUUGUGGAUUGCACAGUAAACUGCAAUGUUUCCCAGGCAACAAUCUGCAUUACCACUUUGGAAUUGGAACUGAGAAACUUUGAUCCUUUAGGAGCUGAUGAUGCAUGCUCAUUCAUCAGGGUAGCUCGCCAGUGCCUAGACAGUCAAACAUCUAACUGCUCUGAUGACAUCAGCAAACCUCUGUACAGUCGUUUGGAUAGUGUACUGGAGUACUUCUCUGACAUUUCAAGUUCCUGCAAGGACUUUUCCUCAUGCCUCAGUGAUCUAACUACGCUUUCAGCCAAAAUCCUGGCAGCUGGUGGUAACUUGGCAGCUAAUGCCAGCCAAGUGCUAGACAAUGUGGGUGAGGUCAGUCUGGAUUUGCUGUGUGCCCAAGCCAGCACAGUUUGGCAGUGUGUCAGCACCAAGAUAAGUUUGCUGUCUUCAGACCAAUACAGACUGGUGCAGCCUAUCAUUGAUCCUUUGAGGAAGCUGCAUGAUGACCAGUGUGAUGCCACAGUGAAAUUGCGAUGUUAUCAUUGCAAUGGUGCGGUGCUUGAUGGCACAAAUAACAAGAAUGAUAAGUGCAGCAAUGAUAGAGCAUGUGGACAAAAACAGACGAGAUGCUAUGAAUAUUUUGAAGAAAAAGAGAGUAAAGAUGGCGCAACAGAUAUUCUCGUAUAUCGUGGGUGCAUGGAGCCUCAGGAGUGUCAGGAAAGAAAAGGUCAGAAUGGAUUUUAUUGUUGCUCAUCAGAACAUUGCAAUGAUGGAGAGUAUGAAGACAAGGAUCCUGUUCCAGAGCUAGAUUCCUGCUAUGAUAGAGAUGCAGUGAAGUGUGCAUUCAACUACAUUUGGGCUCUUAUUCGCCAAAACACAGUUCCCUGCAGAUCUGCACUGGCGAACCUGCAGUGUGUGGCCACCUACACUCAGGCCUGUGACAAAGACAAGGGAUUGCAUGAAGCAGCCACUCAGCUCAUGCUUACCCUGGCACAGAGCACUUGUAUAUCGGGCCCCUUGUCACCAGAAUGCCACCCGCUUGCAUUGCUUUCCAUGAAUGCCAUUCUGACUAAUGCCUACUCUGCUGACUCAGCAUGCAUAGCAUGGCAACAGGCAAAUCAAAGCCUCACCGUUCUUGAGGCACAUAAAACAUGCACAGCACUGGAUCUUGUGGCCAUUCGAGAGUCCUUGUCAUUUGCUUCUGUCAUCACUUACACAUUCUGCCACCCUGGGGACUGUAUAAUGUCAAAUUCUUCAGUAUCUGCUGAAGCAGGAAACAGUGGACAGGAUGGAGAAGGCACAAACGCUGGCAGUGGUGGUAAACCCACGACAGUUGCCAGCGUAGACUGUGACUACUAUGGUGCCUCAAAAUGUGGACGAGAUGCUUUGUACAGGUUGGAAGGAAUUGACAGCUCCAAUUCUGAGCAAAUCUGCAAUGACGUGAAAGCUAAUGCAACCUGCGCAGUCAAAAUCCUUGAGAACUGUGAGCUAGAGUCUCCUUGCCUUAAAAAACUUCUCUUACAAGUGCAAGAAGUCACAAAGGAAAAGUGUGGUGAAAAGUUUUUUAACCCACCUGCUGAGUCUGACAACAGUAAUCAUACCAGCACAAGUCAAAAUGCCACCUGCAAACCAAGGGUAAUGUGUAAUCUGGAGCGAGCCAUGGAGUGUAUUGACGAAUUUUCCACAAAGGUGAAUGACACUACAGAAUUAUGCAGGAAGUUACAGUUGGCUGUCCAGUGCCGCAAAGAAAAUGUGGCCUCAUGUCGAUCUCUGCAGAGCAUUCUGACAGAGCCAUACUUCAAGGACUAUCGUGCUGUGCUGCAACAAUGUCCAGAUGUGAACCUUAAUCCAAAUCCUCCACAAGACGUCUAUUCAAGGGCUAGUGUUUGUGUGCAGACCAUCCUUCAAGACAUAUAUGAUGGCAUUGGUGCCAAUUAUGAGCCAGAAGAUGUCUUUUGUGGUGCUACAGCUUCUCUCGGUCUCUGUGAUUUCACUGUGCCUGAUUUAAAUAACAACAGCACACUGGGGAAAUUUAGGGACCAUUUCAGUCUCAUUUCAAAAGACCUAUGUACAUUCAGUGACCCCUCCAAAGAGCCUGGCAGCAGAGAAAAGAGAGAGAAUGGAAGCUCAAACUGGGAUCUUGCAUUUGCUUUAGUCACUGUUUUGAGGUCCAACUUCUUUUCCGUCAUUCCUCUGGAACAGCGCCCAGACAUAUGCAAGCGAGUAAACAAAGGACUGAAGUUACUCGAUUCCUACAUAGAAAACAUCACUCAAAUAGCGCUAACCAGAAGCUCUCAGAUAUUUCUUCAACGCAUUCAGUCUGAAGGCUGGAAUCAGUUUUUCACCUAUUGUUCAGAGCUGGACUGGGAGCAAUCUGGCUGCCGACCAGACUAUUUCCAGACAUGUAUGAAGCCCUUCUGGAAGAUAUCUGCCCUUGCUCUCACAGAAAAUGGCACCCUUUGCCGGAGAGCCUCCUAUGCAUUGCAAUGCAUUGCUAAGUUCUCAAAUGGCUGCGACAUGUCAGUAACAAGGGUGGUGGAAACAGCAAGGCUUCAAGUUCAAGGUGUUGUUGGUAACAUCUGUCCAAACCUGACCCUGGGGCUGUUCUGUCCAUCCAAGUAUUCACUGAUAAACAACUUCACAUGCAGCUACAGCAGUGCCCAGACAUGUCUCAGCAGUGUCAACACCAAUGCUAUAGACAGACGAUUUGACAGCUAUUGCUCUAAUCUGGACAAAUCACUAUCAUGUGCUAAGAAUGGUUUGGAAGGCUGCUUGCAGUCACAGGUAGACACUGCUGCUGUAACUUUAAGCAGCAAAAAAAACUUGAACACAGAGCUUUCCUACUGCAAGUCUAGCACCGGACUGGCCAAUUACAGCAGUGUCUGCAUUGCACGAGAACCAUGCUCUGUCAUAGGUGCUGUUGAACACUUUGAAAAUGCUGAAGUCAGUGACUGUAGAUCCUUGGCAAGCAUCAGAACCAGUUUUGAGAGUUCUCUUCAAAACUGCAACAACACGCAAGCAAUGAUUUUUGCCUCCGGUCUGUUUCUUGGGUGCUUCAUGAGAUUUCAGCAGCAGUGUCCAUCACAAUUCCAAAAUCUGCCUAUAAUAACUUCAGAACUUUCCGAAGCCAAAAUCACCUUGGUGAAAAACCUUUUUGAUGCUCUGGUUACUUCACGCAGUAAAAGUGCUGUUUGCAAGGCGUUCUAUGACUAUUUGGAAUCUGUGUCAAACAUAACUGGACGAAUAGGAUCUCCAGUUGCUGCACUAGAAGAUGAACAUGGCUACCUUCGGCAAGUCCUUGAUGAUUUCUGCCCAGGAGACAAAACAGGUGACUCUCUACCGCAACCUGAUGGCUGUCAACUGUAUACAGCUGCUCUCUUUGUGGUAGAGGAACUGAUCUGGCCUCUUAGCAGCUCUGGCAUGCCCACUGCAGAUAACCAAGAGGCUUGCAGACGAUGGAAAGAACAGUAUGUGCGGAUAGCUGUGAACAAAUACAUGGCCAGAUGUGACAGAAGUAUCAAUGAUUUGUUUGGUGACAUCAUUGAGCUUUCCUCCCGUCAUGUUGCUGCCAGUGAGAUGUGCGAGACGACCAGCACCUGCAUCGUCGCUGAGGCGUUUUAUUUCAUCAACCAGUUUUCUGUAGCUGUUACCAGUUACUCAAUUGAUAACAACACUGUCACACUUUGUCUCAAGAAGUCUGAGGCGGAAUCUCAUGUGGGGGCUUUCACAGCAACAUGCAAGGACUCAGAACGUGCCAUUGUUUCUGCAUCACUGGCCCAAGUGAUGGGUUUGGUGACAGGAGUGUGUGAUCAAGUGGUGCUUCCUCCCCAGCCUUUGUGCCCUGAUAUUCCUUUUACUCAACAGACCUGUCAUGUGGUCAAAGCUCUUGUCUGCCUUGUGGAAUCAAAUUUGAAACUGCUAAGCCUGGACACCUUUAUCUAUAGUGACUGGUGCACGGCUACUCAACAAGCAAUGAGUUGCAUAGCAUACAAUACUAGUGGCUGUGAUUCAAACGUAGAAGACAUGAAAGCUGUUUCAAGCUCUCUGGAUAAUCUCCGCAAGCAGGCUGAAAAUCGUUGCCCCUGGCUCACUCCUGACCUCUGUGGUGUCAGUCCACCUUGUCCUGCUGAAUUUGCUGGUUGUGACAUAUACCUUCAGCUGGAUCUUCUCAACAAUCCCCUUGAUGAUGCCUGCAGCAUCUUGGAAACAGCCUACAAAUGCAUGGAUGACAAUACACGUACAUGCACACGAGCCCAACGUGCUGUGGUAGAUGAUAGCCUCAAGCGAAGUAUGAAACUCAUCCCAUCUGUUACAUGCAAUGCAAAUGCAACGGAUCCAACAUCCUGUUUUCUGCAAGCACGGGCAGCAACAUGGCAACUACUGACCCAUCCAAAUGGAACUGCGAACAACUGUCAGAUUCUUGUCAAUGUUGCAGAAUGCUUUAGUAGUAGAAAUGUUACACUGCCAUCAGCUUCACUUCAGGCCGCCCUGUUUCUGGAUGGUGCCAUUCGCAAGAGCCUCAGCAAAUGUCAAGGGACAGAUCCUCACUGUGGACGUCUAACUGCUCUCAUAAUAAACACUGUAUAUGAAUAUAUAUCUGAUAUGGCCACUGCAUCAACAUUUGACCAUGUUUCCUACUGCAGCAAACGGAAUGCAAUAUUGGAAGAUACUGCCGUUAUUCGUCAGUUGUAUAACCAGACUUGUUCAGACUUGUCUGUACUUGAUGAUUUGGAAGAUGCAUUACACAAUGGACCUGCAGGAAGUCUCUGUGAUGUGGAUACCAAAACUGAGUGUGAGGAGAUCAUUCAAAAUGCCCAGAAGUGUCUGGAUAAAUUUAAUGACAUUGAUAAUUGCAGUGCAGCAACAGAACUUGCAGUGUGCAUGGCACCACUUGGUUUAUGCUCUGAAAAUGAACAACUUAUUAGUCAGUACGAGGAAAAAGUUUCUCAAAUGGAUGUCUGUGCCCGUUUGCCUCUCGUGCUGUUGCGAGCUUCUCCAAAGAGAGAGAUAUACCUGUCUGAACAAGGUGGCUCCGCCUCAAUCUCAUUCCAAGUAGUAGAGAACUAUACAUCAUACCUAUCCUCUGACACCAACUCCCUGAGGAUGAGGUUGCGAACAGAGAUUGUCAACAUUGACCCAUUAAGGUGUAUGACCAAUGAUGAGGCAGAAAUCCCACAGGUUGUUGUGAAAGGAACAAGCAACUGUGGCAUACUGAUCACUGCUGCAGACUGGAUAAAUCAAUCAGUUGGAAGUAUUGAGCUGAUGGCAGUUUUAGAUGGGAGAGAAGAUGGUGUGAGGCGAGCUAAACUCACACUGUAUGCUGAAGUCGAGGAGAUUGACCCACGCACAUCCAGCUGGAACAGUUUUACUGAAUCUAUUAAGCUGGCACAAUACACGGUGGCUGUUGAUAACAAGGAUUCUGAAACAGCUGUGUGCACCUCCGUUGGCUACAACUUCUUCCAGACGUUUGAUGGAUCAGGUUACUCCUGCUUCGAAACCGGCACAUUUAUGAUGUAUAGAAACAAAAUUCAUCAUACAUUUGUGAGCAUAACAGUGAAGAAAAGUACCAUUACAGCUGUCUACACAUGUGCUGUUAAGGUUGGCAAUGCCAAUGUAUCUAUAGAGUUCAACCGUUGCUUAUCUGGGGCCACAAGAAGCCGUCCACAAGAUAUAUCAGUGACCAUGACUAAAUCAGGAGACUAUGAUCAGAUCUCUGUGUACCGCACUCCUGAUUUUGGAUAUGUUAUUGUGUUUUCAAUAGGUACUAUUGUGCAAAUUAAGCAAACUUCUUCUUUUGGUCUGACGGUCUAUAUUGUUGCAUCAACUUUAGACUUUGGCAAAACAGAAGGCCUAUGUGGUGGAUAUGAUAAAAACGCAUACAAUGAUUUUGUUCAACCGAAUGGACAGCGCUACACAACACAAGCUAAUGACAUGCAGUAUGGAGUUUUGUCACCAUCUGGCUUCAUCACAGCCUGGAGUAUUGACCCCAAUGAAGUCCCACAAACGGCAUCAGGCUUUGUCAGUGAUCUGGCACCUACCUGCAGCUGUCUGGCUUCAAACACAGAUGCAUCACAGUGCUCCCAUAUCACACGUGUAGCAACAUGUGAUUAUGUGCAAGGAGUUGACAUAACAAGUGCUCUGGCAGCAGCCAGUGAGCAGUCAAAGUCAGCACCUGGUGGAAGGCGCCGAAGAGCUGUGGAAGACACUUCCACUGCAGAGUCACCAGUGAUUGUUCCUGGAUGGCCCACUCCAAGUAACUGGACACAAGCUAUGGCUAAAGAACGCUGUGAAAAAGUUCUGCUUGAAGCCAGCAACCUACGUUACUGUGACAAGGCAGUACUGGCAGCCAAUGGGAGCUAUUCAUACGCUGACAUAUUCACUGUGUGCAUGGAGGAGAUCAGAGUGUCUGAUACAGCGGCUAAUCUGACAUCAAUUACUAAGCAUGCAGAGUAUGUGUGCUUCAUGAUGUUUAUACGCAAUAUCACCUACUUCGGCUUGAACUCUGUUCGUGACACAGUCUUGGAGUUUCUGGACACCACAUGCAUGCCUGCUGAUUGUAGUGGCAAUGGACAGUGCCGCCAAGGUGUUUGUGAGUGCAAGCCUGGCUAUGUGGGUGGAGACUGUGCCUAUCAGCGUGCAAAACUACCUGUGCCCACAAACCACUCUCUUGUGUAUGGGAACCUCUGCUAUAUCACAGACUCCAAUCGCUGUGAAGAUAUCUUCGUCUCUGCCAGUCAGUUGGUGGAAUCGCCAUUCCUGGCCUGCCACAUUAAAAAAGUAGAGGUGGAUCACUCUGGUGCAUAUCAGAGCAUUGGCCCAGUGUCGGUGACAAAGGCCCAGCUUAUGACAGCAUCAGUUGUGCAGUGCUCUUGGCCACGCACAAGUGCUCAGGAGACAGUGGCAGUUGCUAUUAGCAAUGAUGGUCAGAAUCCAACAUCAGCAAUGCUGAUUAGUGCAUAUGAUCCACGUUGUUACACAUGCAGUUCCAGCACCAACUACUGUCAGAAAUGGGCACAGAAUGCUUGCCAGAUCCAAGGACGUUGCUAUCUUAAUGGAGAGGGGGCUUCAUCAGACAAUUGUCUCUACUGCAACCCUGCACGAUCAGCUACAGAGUGGACCUACAAAGACACUCCAGACUGUGAGGUACGCUGGAAUGAAGCGAAAGAAAAGGAUCUGCUCUCUACAGUUCACAUCCUUAUCAUCAUUGCUUGUAUAACAGCAUUUGCUGUUAUCGUCACUACUGUUGUUGGAAUUGUUUGCAAGAGGCGUCUGCGUCGCAAAGCCAACCAGCAAAGUGACUUGCCACCCCCAUAUCUUGGUUUAUCAGAUGACAGCUCAUCUUUGUCAGAAACUUCAUUUGCACCGCAAAAGGCAUUCAACACUGGUAAACCCCACACUCGAGCUGUGACGCAAGCUACGCCUAGCAUUCCACAUCAGGAUUAAGACAGCAGUCACUGCUUUGUUUGUUUUUUUCCUGCAGUGUUGAUGGCAUCAAGAUUACAGAGAAAGGCUGUUGUUUGCCAUUACCGAACUGGAUACGUGCCGAGAUUCAUAAGACAAAUUCUUAAUGUUCUAAGAAGAUGUAGUUUAAAUGUAGUUUCCCAUUUUUUCUAAAUGGUACAGUUUUAUUUUCUGAACACCAAUUUAGGAUAGCUUUGUCAUAAAUAGAACUUUGUGUGAUUGAAAUUCACUAUUUUGGACAUCUUCUUUUAUUGACAGAUAGAGUUAAUUAUCAGUUUACAUAAUUUUUCAUUUCCUUUUCAAAAAACUACCUGUAUUUUUUUAAAACUUGACAAUGCUCACACAUUCAUCCAUUCUAUAUAUCUAGCUUUUCAAAGCUCUCUCAAUAUAAUCAACAUUUUCAGUGAAAUAUCCUAAUAAUAUGCAACCACAGGGCAUUGGAAAUGAUUUUAUGAAUAUUCAGCUAAAAUAUUUUUAAAGUAUCACCUAUAUUGUGAAUGUAUAUUUGCAAAUACUAAUUUACCAGGCCCUUAAAAUGCAUCAAAAGUAAUGAGGUAUUACUAUAUAUGUAUAAAUACACACACAUGCACAUAUUAUACUAUAUAUUUAAAACAAGCAAAAUAGUUUGUGAUGACAUCUCUCAACUUUGUUUUGAGAAAAUAUUCUGUACCUGUGACCGAUAUUUUAAUGCCACAUCUUUGGUGUUAUCCGAAAAGUAUAUUCAUUCCAUUUUUUUUAUCUUUAAAAAGGGAAAUACUUGUAUUAAGAAUAUAAAAUUUGCUACACAUAAUAUCAAAGAAACUGUAGGGUUUAUGUUUUAACAUUUUUUAUGAAAAUGAACUACAUUCAUGGUAAUUCACACAAGCAUCAAGAAUAAGUAGUGUCCGUCAGACAUUUAUAGUCUGAAGUACAAUUCAGUUACAUUAUUCAUGGUAAGUUAUGCAACUGUACUAUUUUAACAUUCUCAUUGUUAGUAUAUUUCUCAUCAACAUUCUCCAGUACCUUUUGCCACAUUCUGUAUCAAAGGUAGUUGUAAUCAUCAUGCAUUGUAGAACUGUCUACCAAAGCAAAAUUAAAUAUCCUUUCUCUGACUGCAGAAUUCUUUAUUCUUUUUGGUUGUCAUUAGCAUUAACCAUUGCCUGAAAAUUUUUUAUUACUUAAACUUAUAAACAUACAAUGUAUAUACAAAUGGUUUAGCAGCUAGCCACAUUCAUGAAUGCAAAGUAAUGAACUCGUUUAAUAACAGAAAAAAAAAAAUUUAAUGGCAGCACAGAUUUGUAUGCAACAGCAGCAAAAAUAUUGUAUAAAAAUUACCACAGUUCAUUUACAUUUAUUUAUCACUAUUUUUAAUGUUUUGUUCUGAGGCUUGGAACCUUGUUUUAAUGACAGAUUUUGCUAUGUCUGGCUGAAAUGUCUCUUCAGUUCUGAGAUGAGAGGUGUUGAUCAGUCAGUCUUAUUCUCUGAAAAGUGUUUGCUAAUUUCACAAAGGAAAACAACUGUUCAUACAUAGGUAAAACCAAAGAUUGCCAUAAUCCUUGUGGCAAACUUCCUGUAGUUAUUAAACUUUUCAGUAAUAUAUAAAAA
Messenger RNA from Pomacea canaliculata, 18692 nucleotides. RefSeq lists its product as uncharacterized. The record is from RefSeq and is a predicted model, not a curated record. The transcript is spliced from 91 exons. The coding region runs from base 72 to 17090 and encodes 5672 amino acids. NCBI's taxonomy places the organism in Eukaryota, Metazoa, Mollusca, Gastropoda, Architaenioglossa, Ampullariidae.